This is a messenger RNA of Rubroshorea leprosula, 2115 nucleotides long. The record is from the annotation of a GenBank genome assembly. NCBI's taxonomy places the organism in Eukaryota, Viridiplantae, Streptophyta, Magnoliopsida, Malvales, Dipterocarpaceae.
AGGCGCCAUGGAGAUUUAACAUUUGGGAAUCAUUUACGACAGUAAUAGGCAACAGGGUAUAUGAUUUACCAGUGCCUGAAGAUAAUACUCCAUUCAUAACCUUUGUCCUAGGUAAUACUGUAGGUGCUGGGCUGCAUGAGGUCCCCUUUACUUUUUAUAUCCUUCCCUGGAAAAUUAAUUUAAGUUUCAUUUGUGCAUUUGGAACUCAUACUCCUUGUUUCUUUGAAUUUCUGGCAUAAGAUUGAGUCUUAUCCUUAAUUUGUUAUUUUCAUUUUGGGAGAGGGAAAUGUUAUUAAAAAUGCCAAUGCAGUAAGAUCUAUAUUUGAUUCUCUGCUUAACAAAAGAUAUAUUUUAGAAUUUACCAACUGGCUUAGGAAAAUCAUAUUAGUUUUAACAAGGACUUGGAAUUGAAUCUUGCUUCUUCAGGGAUUGUGCAAACCUUUCCAGCUUCUUUAGUGCUAGAAAACUUUUAGAUGGUCUUGUUUUAUUAGAAAUUUGAUAUAUCAUUUUGAAUUUUUUUUUAUUGAUGUAGUUAUGUUAGUGAUAUUAAUUAUUUGCAAAUAAGCUUACUUUCCGGCUUUAAUUAUUUUUGGCAUAUGAAGCACUUGCUUCAUUAUAACUUAUUAAUAUCAGAUCCCUGUGGCCUGUUUUCUUGUCGGUGUUUCUGUCAUCCUCUAACUGUCAUGUGGAAACAAUUUGGGAAACCAUCAGACUUUCAUAAACUAUGAUUGGAGCUAUGUGUAUUGCUGCUUUUGUCUAAAGUGUUCAGAUAAAUAUUGUUUAGCUGGAAACUUUUCUUGAGAAACUUAUUUUUAACCAGAUUUCUGUUUAAUGUUUCCAAGGUGGUCCUGGUAGUGGAAAAGGUACUCAGUGUGAAAAGAUUGUUGAGACCUUUGGAUUCAGACAUUUGAGUGCGGGUGAUUUGCUAAGGAGGGAAAUAGCUUCGAAAAGUAAAGAUGGUUCCAUGAUUCUUAAUAUAAUUAAAGAUGGAAAAAUUGUUCCUUCCGAGGUGACAGUAAAACUGAUACAGAGGGAGAUGGAAUCAAGUGACAACCAUAAGUUUCUCAUUGAUGGCUUCCCACGAAGCGAGGAGAAUCGGAUAGCAUUUGAACGGAUUAUUGGAGCAGAGCCAAAUAUUGUUGUUUUCUUUGAUUGCCCUGUAGAAGAGAUGGUGAAACGAGUGCUAAAUCGUAACCAGGGCCGUGUGGAUGAUAACAUAGAUACAAUCAGAAAGCGUCUUAAAGUGUUUGAGGCAUUAAGUCUCCCCGUCAUCAAUUACUAUUCUCAAAAAGGAAAAUUGUAUACGAUCAAUGCAGUAGGAACUGAAGACGAAAUAUUUGAACAAGUUCGUCCAAUUUUUGCCACCUUGAAGCAGGUGAGUAAAUGAUAUGUUGGAUUAACCAAAUGUAGCAGAAAGACAUGAGGAUACUUUUUGCAUACCUUUUCUUCUGCUAAAGAUCACCAUGAGUUGACUAACUAUAAACACGUUUCCCAGAGGAAUUCUCAGCAGUAGGAGCUUGGAAAUCGAGUCGGGCAAAAGCUAUUCUACCUAGAGACUUUUCUGCCCAAAUUUUUACUUAAUAAUCUAGAAUUUUUUUUUAUCAAAAUAUAAGAACUCGACAUCGUCUGAAUAAUAUUUAGUGUUAUUAUUUGUCAUGUUAUUAACUUCUUCUGAUGACAUGGUCCACAUGGUUCCAGUUAAGAAUAAGCCUGUGUUGGUGGUGCGUAUGGGUUUUUGGGAAUCAUAGGUUUGUGAUCAAUGCCCUUGUCAUAUGUAUGCAAAAUUUGGUGGUAUUGUCAAGGCUAGUAGGUCUUCUCUUAACAUUAUGGAAUUCUUCACUAUGCCUUGAUGGCUAUUUUGGUUGAUGCAUUGGAAAUAUUCCAUGCCUCGUGCUUCAAGAUGCAUUUUUACCUGAGGAAGUGAGUCAGUGACUAUCAGCAAUUCUUGUUGGCAUUUUUCAUCCUUGAAUAUUGGAGUUCAUGUUGUUGGAUGAGUUAUGGGUUAUAGGUCAAGGGAUUGAGUGGAAUAUGUCCAUUGCUAAUGUUAUAGUUUGUCACCAAUUAUGUUUGAGUUGUAUUACAAGCAAGGAUAGAAAAUAAGGUAAGAGAGGGUUG